AUGAGCACCACAAAUACCCCUGUAAAAGAUGUCUUAUAUUCAUCUAGAUAUUAUUCUUCUCCUUACGCAUCCACACUCGCAUACUCAACUUACCCCUAUACAAGCUCUCUUUACAGAUCAGCAAUUACCCCUCCUAGAACAAGCGAAUGGACUGAAUACUAGCCAGUUGAAAGAAAGUACAUUGACUAUGUACCUGAAACAAAGGUAGAAUAUGUUCCCGUUGAAAGAACCACUAGAGACUAUGUUGAAAUUAAGCAUGUCACUUCAUAUGAGCCCUAGACAAGAGUUGAAAGAAGAACUGAAUACGUUCCAGUAGAACACGUUGAUGAGUAUGUUGACUAUUAUCCUAAAAAUUACUCAUAUGUCUCUCGUAGCCCAAGCUAUGAUUACUCACCCUCUCUCACAACUUCUAGCUUGAGAACCAGCAACUACCUUCCUUACUACACUUCCAGCUACUACAGAUCUCCUUAUUCUUACAGAUAUUACUACUGA
Messenger RNA from Tetrahymena thermophila SB210, 492 nucleotides. RefSeq lists its product as hypothetical. Lineage: Eukaryota; Ciliophora; Oligohymenophorea; Hymenostomatida; Tetrahymenidae. The transcript has a single exon. The record is from RefSeq and is a predicted model, not a curated record.